Molecule: messenger RNA, 3995 nt
Organism: Ochotona curzoniae (black-lipped pika)
Lineage: Eukaryota; Metazoa; Chordata; Mammalia; Lagomorpha; Ochotonidae
Gene: SLC35A5
Product: solute carrier family 35 member A5
Exons: 7
Coding region: 377-1651 (424 amino acids)
Biological process (GO): pyrimidine nucleotide-sugar transmembrane transport
Cellular component (GO): Golgi membrane
Molecular function (GO): pyrimidine nucleotide-sugar transmembrane transporter activity
Source: RefSeq, a predicted model, not a curated record
GGUGCUCCUCGUAAUGGGCGGAGUUUCGCGGGGGGCGGCACUCCUCGUAGGUGGGCGGGGUCUCGCGGGGGCUGCCCUUCUCUUAGAUGGGCGGGGUUUCGCGGAUUGACGGGGUCUCGUCGCAGUCCUGUGCGCACGCGCCAGCUGGCUGUCACCUGGGGCUUUUCUCACCGGUUUCCGCCCCCGGCUCUGAGUGGCCGCCCUGCGGAGACGCUGGUCGGCUCUGGGCAAGUACUUACCCACCUGCGGGUUACCUGUUCUCAGCUCUUCAAAAAGGAUCAUAGAUACUUUCUGUUUUAGCACACGGCCUCCUAGGUUUUAUCAACAAGGUCCCGGGGAAGCAUUCUUGCCCUGAAAGCAAUUUGAAAACGGAGGAAUGAAGCGAAAGUGCUGCAGUCACCCCAAGAUAUGCCCCUCUUCAGCCAUGUAUACGUCAGUACUCGCUGCCGUAUUCAUUGCUUUAAGUUCCAGUCGCAUCUUACUGGUAAAAUACUCCACCAAUGAAGACAGCAAGUAUGAUUACCUUCCAACUACUGUGAAUGUGUGCUCAGAACUGGUGAAGCUGGUUUUGUGUAUAUUCAUCUCAUUCUGUUUCAUAAGAAAAGAAGAUCAUCAAAGUAGAAAUUCAAGAUGUGCUUCCUGGAAGGAAUUCUUUAAUUUUAUGAAGUGGUCCAUUCCUGCCUUUCUUUAUUUCGUGGAUAACUUGAUUGUCUUCUAUAUUCUGUCCUAUCUUCAGCCUGCCAUGGCUGUUUUGUUCUCAAAUUUUAGCAUUAUAACAACAGCUCUUCUGUUCAGGAUAGUGCUGAAGCGACAUCUCAACUUAAUACAGUGGUCUUCCCUUCUGAUUCUAUUUUUGUCUAUCGUGGCCUUGACCACUGGGACCAAAACUCACCAUAACCCAGCAGGCCAUGGAUUUCAUCAUGACGCCUUCUUCAGCCCAUCCAAUUCCUGCCUUCAUUUCAUAAGUGAGUGUCCCGGAAAAGACAAUUGCACAGCCAAGGAAUGGAUUUCUCCUGAGCCUAAGUGGAAUGCCACAGUUGGAGUGUUCACUAACUUUCAUCUUGGCUUAGGCCACAUUCUUAUUAUAGUGCAAUGUUUUGUGUCUUCAUUGGCCAACAUUUAUAAUGAAAAGAUAUUGAAAGAGGGGAACCAGCUCACUGAAAGCAUCUUUGUGCAGAACAGCAAACUCUAUUUCUUUGGCGUUCUUUUUAACACACUGACCCUGGCCAUUCAAAGCAGUAACCGGGAUCAGAUUAAGAACUGUGGAUUUUUUUAUGGCCACAAUGCGUUUUCAGUAGCCCUUAUUUUUGUUACUGCAUUCCAGGGCCUCUCAGUGGCUUUCAUUCUGAAGUUCCUGGAUAACAUGUUCCAUGUCUUGAUGGCUCAGGUCACCACUGUCAUCAUCACCACAGUGUCUGUCCUGGUCUUUGACUUCAGGCCCUCUCUGGAAUUUUUCUUGGAAGCCCCAACAGUCCUUCUCUCCAUAUUUAUUUAUAAUGCCAGCAAGCCUCAGGGUCUGGAAUGUGCACCUAGACAAGAAAGGAUCCGAGAUCUAAGUGGCAGCCUUUGGGAGCGUUCCAGUGGGGAUGGAGAGGAACUGGAAAGACUUACCAAACCCAAGAGUGAUGAGUCAGAUGAAGAUACUUUCUAAUUGGUGCCAAAUAGUUGGCAUUUCUCACAAACCUUAUUUUCACAUUUCAGCAUUUCUGAUAUUUUACUUUUCACUUUGAAAAGCCAAGAACAUGUCUAUGAUGCAAUAUUAUUUGCAUGUGUACAACCACUUAAAAGCUAAAAAGUUAUAAGAAAUUAACACAGGAGUAAUAAUAUACAACUACAUGUAAUAGCCUGGUACUUGAUAAGUCGGCAGCAUAUAUUUGCACAUUUUCCUUGUCCUCAAGUGUUCCAAAAAACUUGUAACAAUCAUGUUAGUUUUAUCCUGUAAGUAGACAAUAGAGAUCAGUUUUUCAGAUAUUCAUGAUUGUCUAUGUCUAUCCUGGGUGCCUCAGUCUUCCCAUUUUUAUUAUAAAUAUCUAGGUUUUUCCUCAAAUGUGGAGGUCCUAAAGGUUGUCAUUUUGCAGUUCAAAAGCAAAGGGACUCUUCCUGAAAAUUUGGAUUAAAGAAAGUAAAAAUUCAGGUACCCCACAUGCUUGUGGUAAGGUCAUCUGUGGCCAAUUAUUCAGACUGUUUCAGAAUUUUAGUUUUUAGGCAUUCAUGGAAAUAUUUUUUAACUGUAUUUUGGUGUUUUUCUAAGUAAGUAAGCUUCAGUUUAGGUGCAAUUUAAUUCCCAAGUCACCAGAGUUACAGUUUGUAUUUUGAUUCAUGUAACUAAGCUAUGGUGGGCCACUUCUCUUUCUCAGCUUGUGUGUCACAAAACCUUGGCUUCAUACUUUUUGAUGAUCAGUCAUUGAAUUUAUGAUUGUUACAUGUGUUUCUUUCCUAUGCCAUUCCCAGGUGUCAAGCUGUAGUCCAGAGCGCUGGCUUUAAGAGUCAUACCAUAGUGUCAAUAAGAAUUAGGCCGAAGAGUUCCAUUUUAAAAGCACACUUUGCAAACAAAUGUUGUUUCUUACUGAAAUAUGAAUAGUAUUAAUUUCAAAAUAUAAAGGUCAGUAAUGAAAUUACUUAACUGUGAUAUUACACAAUUGUAGGUGCCGAGUAUUUUUCAGAGUUGGUUGUGUCAGCUUGUUAACACUAGUAGAUAGAGAAGGCAGAGGUGGAUAAAACUGAAAACAGGGUCCCUUAUUCAGGGUCACACGGGCGCAUGCUGAUGCAACAGCUAACUUUAGCUGACUUGUAUGUUCAGAGGACGGUACCAUAAAAUCUAAGCUACAAGGUGAUAUCCUGCUAGGGUAUACACUUCUCUUUCCCCUAAUUUUUUUUUGCAAAUUUAUAAAAGAUAAUGCUACACUGUAAUCCUCCUGUGAUGUGUACAGUAUUAAAACUAGCAAGCAUUGGUGGAAAUUUUAGUUAUUAAAUUUAAAUUUUAUGUUACCAUAUGACGCAUGAUGUGAAGUACGUUUACUUUCAGAAGUGGAGGUGAAUACUUAGCUUUAUGUUUAAGAUGUUGUCUAAGAUGCCACUAACCCACUUUGAGUAUCUAGGUUCAAGACCCAGGACUGGCUGUAGCUCCUGAUUUCCAUUUGCUGUUGAUGUUGACCCUGAGAACCAUUAGUGAUGGUUUAAGUGACUGAAUCCCUGUUACCCACAUGGGAGACUUGCAGUGAGUUUCUGACUCUUAGUUCCAAUACCAUUUCGGCCUCAACUAUUGUGGGUAUUUGUGAAAAGAACCAGCAAAUAGGAUAGAUGCUCAUUCUCUUUUUGUUACUCAAAUAGAUAAAUGUGUGUGCAUGUGUGUGUGUGUGUACAUGCAUAUGUAUGUAUGUAUAUCUGCACAUAAAUAUGUAUUUUAAUAGAAUAAAGCAAAAACCAAAACAACUUUUGAAACUUUCUGAGUAGAUUUUGACAUUUAAGAGUAAGAAGACUGUUCACCUUUAGAACAUGUGAACAGGAAGAUUAUUUGACUUAUGGCAGUCAUUUAAAAGGUGAGGAAAAAUUAUAGGAGUAAUUCCCUGUUGUCUAUCUUACUAAGUGUAUAGAUUACAAAAAUAUCUUUAGAAAAAUACUGCCAAAGAAUACAUUGAAAGUAGAUUCAAGUAAUACAUUGAAAUUGUUUUUCUUAUUUAAAAUUUUUUGCCAGCUUCUUUUUUGGAAAACAUUUUUGCCCAAACUCAAGUUUGCUUGUGUUGUCUUACCACUAAUGAAAGAGAGAGAGAAAUAAUAUAGUAAGAAAUGUAUGGAUGUCCUGGAACAUUGCAUGUGCAGAACUUUUUUGAGGAGUGUAACUUGAAGGUGAGAACAGUAGAAACCAUUUCCAAGGUGCUCUUGGAAUCAUGGGAUUGCAUACAUUAAGAGAGAAGAAUUACCAUGCAGAAAAAGAACUGCAGAACCAAACUACAGUAAGAGUUCUAAGGUGAAAGUUAUUCUUUGUUUAUAAAGAA